CGCCGACUCUCCCCCAUCGAUGACGCCAUUAUUACCCGCCGGCCAACCCAAUUCUCGCGGAGCACGUCCCCGUUCCGUACCCGUCUCCUCCCGAGUCAUCCACCAAUUACCCUUUUACCCUCGAAUUCCCAACUUCUAGGUGCUCAGAAGUAACUAAAUUCCCAUUUUGCCCUUGAUUCCACAAAACUUCCAUGUCCAGAGCUCAAAGCAUUUCUUCCGUCAUCAUCGUCUCCAAACCUCUCAACCUCCGAAAUCUCCCUCUAACCUAGGGUUUCGUCUCGGCCGAUGGCGGACAUUCCAAGUCGCCGCAGCCCCGCGUCGCGCCGGGGUCGAUCGGGAGCUCGGUGAUCCCUAUCGUGAACAAGCUCCAGGACAUCUUCGCUCAGCUCGGGAGCUCAUCGACGAUCGAUCUCCCUCAAGUUGCCGUCGUCGGGAGCCAGAGCAGCGGGAAAUCGAGCGUGCUGGAGGCGCUCGUGGGCCGAGAUUUCUUGCCGAGGGGCUCGGAUAUCUGCACGAGGAGGCCGCUGGUUCUUCAGCUUGUUCACUGCCCGAAGCGGCCGGAGGCCGCGGAGGGGAAUGAGUGGGGGGAGUUCUUGCACGUGCCCGGGAAGAGGUUCUUUGAUUUCAAUGAGAUCAGGCGCGAGAUCCAGGCUGAAACGGAUAAGGAAGCUGGAUGGAACAAGGGCAUUUCAGAUAAGCAAAUUCGUCUGAAGAUAUUUUCUCCUAAUGUUCUUAAUAUCACUUUGGUUGAUUUGCCUGGAAUAACAAAAGUGCCAGUUGGAGACCAACCAAAUGACAUCGAAGCAAGAAUCCGAACAAUGAUUUUAUCAUAUAUUAAACAUGAGACUUGCAUUAUUUUAGCAGUCUCUCCUGCAAAUGCAGAUUUAGCAAAUUCUGAUGCGCUUCAAAUGGCAAGGGUUGCUGAUCCAGAUGGUUCUCGUACAAUUGGUGUCAUCACAAAGUUGGAUAUCAUGGACAAAGGUACAGAUGCACGUAACUUCUUACUGGGGAAUGUCAUCCCUCUUAGGCUUGGAUAUGUUGGGAUUGUGAAUCGUAGUCAAGAGGAUAUUAACAAAAACCUGAGUAUUAAAGAUGCCCUGGCCCGAGAGGAGGCAUUCUUCCGCAAUCAGCCUGUGUACCAUGGUCUCUCUCAUUGUUGUGGAAUACCUCAACUAGCUAAAAAACUAAAUCAGAUUCUAGUGCAACACAUCAGGGCAGUUCUUCCAGCACUAAAGUCCCGCAUAAAUAGUCAAUUAGUGGCUGUAGCAAAGGCUGAUGCUGCCUAUGGUGAUGUUGCAGAAUCGAAGGCUGGUCAGGGAGUGAAGUUAUUGAACAUGCUCACAAAAUACUGCGAAGCUUUCACCUCAAUGAUCGAAGGUAAGAAUGAGGAGAUGUCAAUGGCUGAGCUUUCAGGUGGGGCCCGGAUUCAUUAUAUCUUCCAGUCAAUCUUCGUGAGAAGUUUAGAGGAAGUUGAUCCAUGUGAAGAUGUAACAGAUGAAGAUAUUCGCUUGGCUAUUCAAAAUGCUACAGGUCCUAAAGGUGCUUUGUUUGUGCCUGAGGUUCCUUUUGAGGUUCUAGUGCGUAGACAGAUAGGUCGUUUAUUGGAUCCAAGCCUCCAAUGUAUCAAAUUUAUCUAUGAUGAGUUAAUCAAGAUGAGCCACCAAUGCUUAGUUAAUGAACUGCAACGAUUUCCUAUUCUUAGGAAGUGUAUGGACGAGGUAAUAGGGAAGUUCUUACGGGACAGCCUUCAACCUGCAGAGACUAUGAUAACUCAUAUCAUUGCAAUGGAGAUGGACUACAUAAACACAUCACAUCCAAACUUUAUUGGAGGCAGCAAAGCUGUAGAAGUUGCGCAGCAGCAAGUUAAGUCUGCUCGGCUAGCGGCAGCCAUGCACAAAACCAAGGAUGGUGUAGAUUCUGAUAAGCUUCAAUCAUCUGAAAGAACUCUUAAAUCUCGAGCUAUUCUGGGUCGCUCUGGUGCAAAUGGGAUUGCUGCCGAUCAGGGUGUUCGUCAUUCUUCUGAACCUGAAAAAAUUGGAACUACAAGUGGUUCAAGUUGGGUUUCAUCAAUUUUUGGUGGAAGUGAAAACCGUGCACCUAUGAGGGAGAGUUCUUCGAGCAAGUCUUAUGCUCCACCUGUUAAUCACAUAGAUCAUUCACUGUCUAUGAUCCAACUAAGAGAGCCUCCAGUUGUCCUGAAACCUUCAGACAUUCAGACUGAGCAGGAGGCUAUAGAGAUAGGCAUCACAAAACUGUUGUUGAAAUCAUAUUUUGACAUCGUGAGAAAAAAUAUUGAGGACUCUGUACCUAAAGCAAUUAUGCAUUUCCUGGUCAAUCACACAAAGAGGGAACUGCAUAAUGUUUUUAUCAGGAAACUUUACAGAGAAAACCUAUUCGAAGACCUGCUGAAGGAGCCUGAUGAUAUAAUGGCAAAGAGAAAACGCAUCCGAGAAACUCUCCAAGUAUUGCAACAGGCUAAUAAGACACUGGAUGAGAUACCACUUGAUGCUGAAACUGCUGAGAAAGGCUAUGGUCUCGACACCGAUUCAACUGGCUUGCCAAAAAUCCAGGGGCUCCCUUCAUCUUUCUAUGCACCAAACAGUGACUUUAGUCCUUCAUAUAUGCCCUCGCCCACAAAAUCAAGACACAGGAAAGCUCAUUCAGGAGAGCAGCCGUCACCAAUGCACUCGAAUGCAGAUUCUAAUGGAAGUGGAUACCAUUCUGGAUUUGUACCAUAUCCUAAAAUUGAGCCCUGGUAGUGGGCUAUAUCUGAACUCUAUAGUGGCAUUCAAGCGGGCAGUUCUUUUUGGUCCAGUCAUGACAUUGUUGCUGAUGGCAACAGCAGCUUAUGCACGUCGAUAUUUGCCUGAGUGUAUAGUAGAUGGAGUCCAUUUUUCACUGACCACGAUAUAAUCAUAUCCAGAUUUAGAUAUGUUCCAAUGGUUUUUCUCGUUUUGAAAAAAGAUCUCUCUGGUUCGUAUCACUGGUGAACAACUGAGUGAUGAAUCAAUUUUGUUCGUAAGCUACAUUACCUUUGCUCUUGUAACCCUCUUGAAACUGUGAGCCUUGUUUGAAGUUGUUUGUUACUCCAUUGCUUUCUCCCCAAAACUAGCGGCUACCAAUCACUCAUGUUUGGUAGAAAAGCUGGUCUAUUUGCAGUAAGGUUCAACAUUUUUUUGGUGAGAUGUCUUUUUCAUAUUAUGAUUUGGUCACGUUUAUUAUCCAUCUAAAUUAAAACCAAUAUGAACACUAGAGAGCAGCUUAAGUGGGCAGGUGCUAAGAUUUUCCCAUGCUUAUUUCAAUGUAUUGUUAAUUUGUUAUACAUUUAGAAUUGGCUUAUUGCUCGUCCACAUGAGCUGACAUCAACUUUGAUGGAAAUUGUACUUAAACCUCUAUUAGCGUCUAUUUUCCGUCGUUGAUUCCA
Molecule: messenger RNA, 3424 nt
Organism: Asparagus officinalis (garden asparagus)
Lineage: Eukaryota; Viridiplantae; Streptophyta; Magnoliopsida; Asparagales; Asparagaceae
Product: dynamin-related protein 3A-like
Exons: 21
Coding region: 819-2759 (646 amino acids)
Cellular component (GO): membrane; cytoplasm; microtubule
Molecular function (GO): microtubule binding; GTPase activity; GTP binding
Source: RefSeq, a predicted model, not a curated record